This is a messenger RNA of Purpureocillium lilacinum, 375 nucleotides long. The record is from RefSeq and is a predicted model, not a curated record. Lineage: Eukaryota; Fungi; Ascomycota; Sordariomycetes; Hypocreales; Ophiocordycipitaceae.
AUGAUGGAGCAACUCACCCUGCGAUCGCUGGCCACGGCGAAUCAUUUCAUGGUCUUCGCUUCAUCGGUAAUCGUGACGGGAAUUAUUUCCCACUUCCUCAAAGUUGACUCGUUUCGCAAUGCCCACAUAAUUUACCAAGAAGUUAUUGCGACAAUCACUCUGGCCGUGUCAAUUGUCGCGAUGGUGCUGCCUUUCAUCCAUCGCUACAAAGGAUACCUUCUGCCAUUUAAUCUCAUCGUGUCAUACCUCUGGCUCACGUCCUUCAUCUUCUCGACUCAGGACUGGGCGGGCGGCCGCUGCCCUCUCAAUGGUCCCGGAUCCGGAGAUUGCGGCCUGAAGAAGACCGUCAUUGCCUUUAACUUUCUGGCCUUGUAA